CGUCAAAAAAGAGCUUGGAAUGGAUCACCUUUGCACCAGAGUCAUGGCUUAUUCGUGGUACUCCAACCUCCCUAAGACCGAGAAGUUUGACGAUAUCAUUCUUGUCAGCGGUAACGGUCGCCACGGAGUCUGAACGCGCCGCGUGAGAUACGACUUAUUCCUACACAUCCAUUCGCCACAGCACGAGAGUGCACUGCGAUACCCUAAACUUGUAACACUGAAGUUGCAAGUGCAAAAGGACUCUGUUUGCCUCAGCGACAUAGGACACAAAGCGAGUCACUUUCACUCCCAUCAACAAAGCACGCGUCGACAACGGCAAUUUUGCAUUGUGGGUGAAAGAUCGGCCCUCGCAAAGCGAAUUUCGCGUUGUCUCGCUUUAGAUCAACGUGCUUUUGGACUCGACGCGCUCUGUCACGAUUGUCCGAAGCGCGAAAUUUCGAAUCAACCUAGUCCGGUCUCAAGCGUUCCAGAUCACGAUUCCAGGUACCUUCUACAACAACAUGUCUUUGACCACCUCACGCGUCCGAAGCGACGUUUCAGCAAAUGCUAUCUUCACUCCACGUGAACUGAAGCAGUAUCGACGAUGGCAGAAUUUACACACGACGCUGAGACCGAACGAGCAAGGCUUCCUUCCGACGGCAGAUGAGUACGAAGAUUUCCAGCAAUGGCUCCGGAAACAAGACUCCGGAUACUUCUCGGACAUAUUCGAGGACGUGGCUGAACAUAUCAAACCUUCCAGCGCAGACGAGCCACCCACAGCAAUUUUGUGUCGACACACCAUGCAUCCAAUCACAGCCGGCCAACUGAGAAAGCGAUGUCCUGUUUGUACGAUCGACAUGUAUAUCAGCUACACACGAGCGCUGGAGAAAGCGCUGAGAGAUGCUGGAGGGCGUGCACCAAGAGCCGCCAUGGCCGCGACAACACCCCAUCAAGAAGCUUUGUAUGCUGCCUUCGUCACGGGCAAACUCGAAGCCUUACAUUGUCUGACAGAGCUUGAGGAUUUGGCGGAAGAGGAAGAGAAGUGGCAUGCGCAGCAUAAAGAGUGGAAGAACGAGGAUGUGCGAACAGCGAGCCGAGCCCUGGACCUGUACUGGUCCGAGAACGGCGCGCUCACAAACCCGCGGUCACAACAGCCGAAUAAAACGAAAGCCGUCAAAUUCACCCCAGAUACCGAGUUUUGUGUGAGUCGGCCAGAAGACUACUAUAAACGAAGAUCUCCGCGCUACACCCCGGGCAGGUAUGCCCCGCAAGAGCAAGAAGACGAAGAAGACGAAUUAGUUUCAGAGGAUUCCGAAGACUACUCUCGGGCCCCGAUCCUGCUUCAACAAGGACCAAGCGACUCGAGAACGAACGGUGCGCCAGCUGGAGUUCAUGAAAGCCCCAGGCUUGAAAUGGUAGACGACGAGGAUAGUGAUGAUGAAAGUGACUGGGAGGAUAUGGACGAUGACAAUGAGACCGACGGAAGCGACUACGUCUACUUCGAGGCCGAGGAAGAUUGCAGUUUCGUGGUCUUCGGCGAGGACUGA
Molecule: messenger RNA, 1526 nt
Organism: Macroventuria anomochaeta
Lineage: Eukaryota; Fungi; Ascomycota; Dothideomycetes; Pleosporales; Didymellaceae
Exons: 2
Coding region: 501-1526 (341 amino acids)
Source: RefSeq, a predicted model, not a curated record